This is a messenger RNA of Carlito syrichta (Philippine tarsier), 1064 nucleotides long. It is a transcript of the gene SAMD5, whose product is annotated as sterile alpha motif domain containing 5. Bases 234 to 569 code for a protein of 111 amino acids. Gene Ontology annotation, molecular function: protein binding. The record is from RefSeq and is a predicted model, not a curated record. NCBI's taxonomy places the organism in Eukaryota, Metazoa, Chordata, Mammalia, Primates, Tarsiidae. The transcript has 3 exons.
CGCGAGCUCCGCGGCUGCUCGGGGGAUUCGCUGUGCCGCUCGUUCGCGUCUAGCUUCCCCGGGCUGCUUCUGAUGGCUUUCUGUCUCCAGCCCGAGCCUCGCCUUUAGAAGGAAAACUUUACGGCGAUUUCUUCUUCCCCUUGGAAGAGCGGCUUAAAAGUUGCCAGAACUGGUGCCGCCCGGGCCGUUGGGGCGCAGGGAGGGUGCUCGCCGGCGGGGAUCCCGGUCCCACCAUGUGCACCAACAUAGUUUACGAGUGGCUCAGAGCGCUGCAGCUCCCGCAGUACGCGGAGUCCUUCGUGGAUAACGGCUACGAUGACCUGGAGGUGUGCAAGCAGAUCGGGGACCCGGACCUGGACGCCAUCGGGGUGCUGGCGCCCGCGCACCGCCGCCGCCCCCGCAGCAGGGAGCUGGUGAGCUACCCUAAACUGAAGCUGAAGAUCAUGAUCAGGGAUAAGCUCGUCCGCGACGGCAUCCACCUGAGCAAACCCCCGUACUCCCGCAAGGUCCCAAUGGCUGGCAUCCUAGAGUACUUAAUGAAUUGGCCGAAGUCAUCACAGAACCGCUAGAUAUCAUUUUUGAGAACUCGUGGAGGACUGAUGAGGUGCCUGAAGACUGGAAAAGGGCAUAUUUAGAACCUUCUUUCAAAAAGGGAAAUGGAUGAUGACCCUGGAAAUUCUCAUCAGCUUAACUUUUUGCUUGGACAAAUUCUGCAGUAAUCAACUUAGUAAACUGGGUAACUGAUGUAUAAUAGCUAGAAAUAAGGCAGCGAAACAGCAUACAUUAAAAAGUGCUGAGUUCAUUUCUAAGACACACUAUGAGAUACAGUCUUAUGCAUAUCUUGGGUUUCUUCCCUCCAUUCUUGAUGAUGAUAAGAUCCGCUAAGGCUUUUGGGUAGUAAUGUAUUUUAAGUAUAAUGUAACAAAAAAGUAGGCUUCUGGCAUUAUCUAGUAAUUUUACUAUUUCCAAAUUACCUUAUAAUUUGAGGACAAUAGCUUUAAUUUUAUAUUUCAGCAUACAUUUUAUUUCAAACUUUAUAAAGGACCAUGUUUUUGUAAGAUGAG